This is a messenger RNA of Geodia barretti, 1461 nucleotides long. The record is from the annotation of a GenBank genome assembly. NCBI's taxonomy places the organism in Eukaryota, Metazoa, Porifera, Demospongiae, Tetractinellida, Geodiidae.
AUGUGGUGUUGGAGGUUGGCCCCGGCAGGGGCGCACUUACUCGCCUUCUUUUACCCAAGGUUGAAAAGGGUAAUAUCGGUGGAACUGGAUGAGCGCUUGGCCGAAUCCCUUACUGCCAAGCUCGGCAACCCCCCCAACUUGGCUGUCGUGCAAGCUGAUGCGCGAACCGUAGACUUAUCCCAGUUGAUAGGCAAUCACACAACCUACAAAGUGGUAGCCAACCUGCCCUACUAUGCUGCCAAUUUCAUUGUUCGCCGAUUUCUCGAGUGUGAAUGUCCACCAACCACCAUGGUGUUAAUGGUGCAGCGAGAGGUGGCGGAGAGCAUGACUGCCGCGCCCGGCGGGAUGACCCUGCUCGCCGUGGCUACCCAGUUCUAUGCGAGAACCAGGUUGGUCUGUGCUGUUCCUCCUACGGCAUUUCGGCCGUCUCCCAAGGUAUCAUCCGCAGUUGUGCGACUGGACCUUUUGGACAGUCCCGCAGUCGAGGUAUCCUCCCCCGAUUCCUUCUUUCACUUGACCAGCUUUCUGCCAGGGCAGGAGAGAAGCUUGCUGGUUAAAGCGUUUGCAAAGCUGAACCUCUGUUUGGAAAUAAUGGGACGUCGGUCUGACGGGUACCACGAGGUUCGCACUGUAAUGCAGGCCAUAGAUCUGGAGGACGAGAUCGAGAUAGCCACCUCCGAUUCAUUGAGCGUGAAGUGCAACGACCCUGCUUUAAACGAUAAAGAGAAUCUGGCUUGGCGCGCUGCUGCUGAUCUCGCCAGAAAGGCAGGCAGGCUUCCUACUGUAUCUAUAACUAUCAAGAAACACAUUCCAGUGGGUAUGGGUUUGGGCGGUGGUAGCAGUGACGCGGCUGCCGUAAUUCUGGCGCUUAACGAAUUUUGGGAAUUGGACUUGCCCUUGGCAUCCUUGGUAGAUGUCGCCGCGGGACUGGGUUCUGAUGUUCCCUUCUUCCUUUGGGCUGGCGCGGCGCUGGCCAGUGGAAGAGGGGAUGCUGUUGAACCGCUACCAACGAAGCCCGGUAUCGGAUUGACACUUGUGUGCCCAGGGAUCAGGUUGGAGGCCAAGACGGCCCGGUUGUAUAGUCGAUUAACCCGUUUCCACUUCAGCGACGGCGGAUUAACGCGGUGGCUGGUGCAGAACCUGAUGUCUGGUCUUUAUUCCGACGAGCUGUUUCAUAACGCUUUUGAGUCCGUGGCUUUUGAGGAGUUUAACGGUCUUCAGGAAGUUUUUGAUGCGGUCGAAGCUGCGACUGGACGACGCCCUCACUUGACCGGGGCUGGCCCUGCCCUGUUCUUAAUGUCGUCGUCGCAAGAGGAACAUGCCCGGGUAAUCGACGCCUUGCAACCCCACGGUGCAAAGGCGUAUUUUGUACGAACUUUGGGGCGCAAUAGAACUCCCUCCCCAGUGGCUUUUUCAGAAAGUAAGAACACUCAUGUAUUUCUUUCCUGUGGUGAGAACUAA